AGUCCCUUCUCUCCAAUUCAAAAAAUCAUUUUAUCAAUUCUCUCUCCUAAAUGAGACACACCCUAGUCCCUUCACAAGCCCUCUCCCCAAAUCUACAAAAUUCCCCCCCUUCUUCACAAAAAAAACCCCACAAUCAGCUGAAUAUCAGUGAUUGAUGGAGAAAACUUCAACAACAAAUUAACUCUGAUUGCUAAAACAUCUUGUUUUUAUCAGUUUUAGUUUUGUUUUAGGUAGGGGGUUCAGAAAUGCCUUUGAGAUCUGAUCAUGGAGAGGGAGGCUAACCUUCCAACAGCCCUAACUUCUUCUUCGCCAUCUAAAGAUAAUAAGAAUCUGGCUGAUACUCAUACUUCUCGCUCUUCCAUCACUUCUUCUUCCAAUAAUUCCCAGGAUUAUCUACGGGAUGUUCAGGCUGCUCUCAAGCGCCACAGACCUCUCUGUACAAUGCAGUCAAGUAGUAUUCAACCUAGACGUAUUUUUCUUCCACAGAGGCAAAAAUCAAGACCCAUUGAUUCUAUUGCUGGAUUUACAGAAGAGACUGACAAAUCACAAGACUUGGCAUCAUUAAGACAGUCUAGUACUGCAGCUGAGGAGUUAAUUCAUCAGCGAAAUCCUUAUGAAUCAUCGACCAACCCACCUCCCGUUACGGGGACAUUUACAAGUUCAGAUCCUAAUGAUAAUGUUGCUGAUAUUAACAAUAAUGUACAGCAGAACAUCUCAACGUUUGAAUGUCAGAAUAAGAAGGUUCAGUUUUAUUUGGAUGAAAAGAGGGCCGAUGAGCGUAUUAUGGCCACUGAAAUGGACUACUUGUCGUCUCACAUGAGUUCUGUUGCAUUCACAGAAAUGGAUUACGAUGUGAAUAGUCAUGUCGAGAUGUCAGCAGAUCACAAUUACAAUACGAACGAGCAACAUUCGCAGAAGUUAGGAAUUCUCGAGAGGUCAACUAGUGGGAUUUCUUCGUUGUUAGCCAAGAGGAGCAUGCUGGUACAGGAUCAGCAACACCAAUUUGCGGAGUUUGUUGGGAAGAAUCCGAUUGUUCAAUCUUCAGUUGUCGAGUCAUCAUGUGCGACUACAACAUCUGUCCAUUCGAGAUCUGCACCCAUGCUUAGUUCUACAACAUACGAAGCUCAAUGCCGUGGUAACACUUCUCAUAUGGAAAUCAAAAAUGUAGAUACAAACCCUCAAGCUAAAAAUCUUGGAUUUUCAGUGCACCCACCAUGUUCUACAUCUCAAUCUGCCAGUGCAGUGUUAGCUGACCAGCCAACCCAAGCAUCUAUCUCUGCUGUGGAAACUUCUUUAGUUCAUCAUAAUUCUAAGGGUCAGCAAGGCUGUGCGCUUGUGGGGAGUGAUGGUUUGAAGGAUGGAGUUGAUGACCAUGCAAUGGAUUCUUCUAUUGUCCAUGAUAGUUUCAUCAAAGGGAAAGUGUCUUCUGCUGAUAUCACCGAUGUACAAUCACAAGCUCCUCAAACGAAAAGCUCAUAUUCAGAUGCUAGACUGGAGUCAUCUAAUCCUGAUAAGCCUUCUAAAUCCUUAAGUAACAAAGGUUCAUCAGCUCCUCGAAAGAAAGGUUAUAAUCCAGAUGUGUUCUUUAAAGUUAAUGGGACACUGUAUCAGAAGCUGGGGAAGAUUGGUAGUGGAGGAAGCAGUGAGGUUCACAAGGUCAUUACAUCAGAUUGUACCAUCUAUGCUCUAAAGAAGAUUAAGCUAAAAGGUCGUGAUUACUCUACUGCUUUUGGGUUUUGUCAGGAAAUCGAAUAUCUAAACAAGCUGAAGGGGAGGAAGAACAUUAUACAACUGAUUGAUUAUGAGGUGACAGAUAAGAUUUUGCUCAAGGAAGUAUUGAAUGGCACCAUGAGUAUCAAGGAUGGGAAAAUCAAGGAUGAUGGAUAUGUAUACAUGGUACUAGAAUAUGGAGAGAUUGAUUUGGCUCAUAUGCUGUCCCACGAGUGGAAUGAAAUGGAGCGCUCCAACUUGAGUAUGGACGAAAAUUGGUUGCGGUUCUAUUGGAAGCAAAUACUUCAAGCUGUAAACACAAUACAUGAGGAGCGUAUUGUGCAUUCUGAUUUGAAGCCAGCUAAUUUCCUCCUUGUCAGAGGCUCCUUGAAGCUGAUUGAUUUUGGGAUUGCCAAAGCUAUAAAUAAUGAUACGACUAACAUUCAGCGGGAUUCACAGGCUGGUACAGUGAGCUACAUGUCUCCAGAAGCUUUCAUGUGCAAUGAAACUGAUGCUGAUGGAAAUGCUAUAAAGUGUGGUCGACCAUCAGAUAUCUGGUCCCUUGGCUGCAUCCUGUAUCAAAUGGUCUAUGGGAGAACACCAUUUGCCGAAUACAAGACUUUCUUUACAAAAUUCAAGGCGAUCACAGAUAGAAAUCAUGAAAUCCCCUAUGAACCAGUUUCAAAUCCAUUGUUAAUUGAUCUAAUGAAGAAAUGCCUUGCAUGGGAUCGCAAUGAAAGGUGGCGGAUACCUCAGUUGCUCCAACAUCCCUUCCUAGUCCCUCCAAUACCGACUUCUCACUUAUCUUGCCCCCAGCUAGACCCAAGACAUAGACUGCAGGAAGCAUCUAGGUUAUGUUCUCAGAUCCUAAAUGGUUGGACAGACGCCAGUAAACCAUUGUCAUCACUGUUGAAUAUCUCUUCGGCAUCACAAGAGAAGCACUCUGAGUUGAUACUGCAAUUUUUAAGACUUGGUCAGCAAAUCGAACAGUUAAAUAUCGGGAAAGAUGUAGAAUAGAAGAUCCACUUCUGUAAACUCAACUAUUUUAGCUUGUAGUGCCCAUUUAUAUCCCAUUCCCCGUUUGUGCAGUUCUAUGAUCUCAUUAUGUGCAACUGUUGUUUUAUUUCGUCCAUAGAUGAGAAAUAUGAGAAAUUAGUGUAGAUUGUAUUGUUGAGAUACAUUUUACUGCAAGAUACACACUGUUCUUGUUAUUGGGUUGUAUGUGUGUAGCUUUACAUAUGAUUUUUGAUAUAAUCUAUCCGUGCCCUUGAAUA
Messenger RNA from Papaver somniferum (opium poppy), 2984 nucleotides. Its product is annotated as probable serine/threonine-protein kinase mps1. NCBI's taxonomy places the organism in Eukaryota, Viridiplantae, Streptophyta, Magnoliopsida, Ranunculales, Papaveraceae. The coding region runs from base 265 to 2727 and encodes 820 amino acids. Gene Ontology annotation, molecular function: protein serine/threonine kinase activity; protein serine/threonine/tyrosine kinase activity; ATP binding. The record is from RefSeq and is a predicted model, not a curated record. Gene Ontology annotation, cellular component: kinetochore; nucleus; spindle. Gene Ontology annotation, biological process: chromosome segregation; protein localization to kinetochore; mitotic spindle assembly checkpoint signaling. The transcript is spliced from 6 exons.